Molecule: messenger RNA, 3131 nt
Organism: Larimichthys crocea (large yellow croaker)
Lineage: Eukaryota; Metazoa; Chordata; Actinopteri; Sciaenidae
Gene: rab35b
Product: RAB35, member RAS oncogene family b
Exons: 6
Coding region: 347-952 (201 amino acids)
Molecular function (GO): GTPase activity; GTP binding
Source: RefSeq, a predicted model, not a curated record
ACUAGCAUCAGCCUAGUGUUCCAUCAAUGGGAUGGGACGGCCGUGCUGUAGCAGGAGCCUGCGCAGUGAGGCCGGGUCAGAGUUGGGUGCAGCUCCACCAGAGAAGGAAGCGGAGUUUCCGGCUGUUUGCAGCGGAGGGAGAGGAUUGCUGACGCCGCGAAACCCCGAGAAAAACGCCGCCGGCUCGGGGCGGGGGCUAACGGUUUGUAGCAUCGGUAGUGGUCGUUUUUCGUUCAUAUCGGGGGACCUGGGGACUGGUUAAUUUUUUUUACGAGCCGAGGGGGGUCGCACAGCAAUCCGUGCAAAAGAAGCGGCACAAGGCGGGAGUGAGCCACCAGCUACCGGCAUGGCCAGGGACUACGAUUACCUCUUCAAGCUGCUCAUCAUCGGUGACAGCGGAGUGGGGAAGAGCAGUCUCCUCCUGCGAUUUGCAGACAACACAUUUUCAGGUAGCUAUAUCACCACAAUCGGCGUGGACUUUAAGAUCCGGACGGUGGAAAUUAACGGGGAGAAGGUGAAGCUACAGAUCUGGGAUACAGCAGGGCAGGAGCGCUUCCGCACUAUUACCUCCACAUACUACAGAGGAACGCACGGGGUCAUCGUGGUAUACGACGUCACGAGUGCCGAGUCCUUUGUCAACGUCAAACGAUGGCUACAUGAAAUCAACCAGAACUGUGAUGACGUGUGCCGAAUAUUAGUGGGAAACAAAAACGACGACCCCAACUCCAAGGUGGUCGAGACGACUGACGCGCAGAAGUUUGCCGAGCAGAUGGGAAUCAACCUGUUUGAGACGAGCGCAAAAGAGAACAUCAACGUCGAAGAGAUGUUCAACUGCAUCACGGAGCUAGUGCUAAGAGCUAAGAAGGAGGUGCUAGCCAAGCAGCAGCAGCAGCAACAGAACGACGUGGUCAAACUCACCCGGAACAGUAAACGAAAGAAAAAGUGCUGCUAGCAAACUCGAAGCCAUCCACAAAAGACGGGGGCUGCGUCUUUUCUUCACACAUGCAUACACACAAGAUGGGACUCAGAGCAUCUUAAAGUAAAGAGCAGAUAAAGAUUUAAUAAAUAUACGGUGAAAGAUUUAAAAAAAAAAAAGAAAAGAAAUAAAUGGAAAAAAAUGUCCCCUUUGGACAAACUAAUCAUGAAGACUUAAAAAGAAAUUUACAGAUUUUAUUAGACGUCAGAUCAAGUUUUAUUUGGAAUUGAGCAGAUGGCCACUAUAGACCUGAGGUCCUCCUUUCUUAAAGGAUCUGCAAGCUGACAACCAGACGGCCAUAAUAGAUUUAUAUCCACACGACCCCCCAUAUUCUUCAUCAGUAUCUCAUCUCUCCUUCUCAUUCCACUGCACAUGGGACAUUCAGAGUCGAGUCCGACUCUGUGCCAGAGGAGAAGGAGGGCUCACCUUUCUGGAUUAAUUUGUUUCUUUGUAGUUUCGGGGUGGGGAGGGAGGGAGGGUUUGGUCAGUCGAUUGGGACGUGGGUUUUUGUUUUUGUUUUUUUGGAACAGGCGUCUGAGUAAGCGUGGAAGUCUUACCACCUCUCUACAGUUUCAGCCAAGAGAUAAUGAACUGCUAGAUUUUGUUUUAUUUGACUUGAUGCGGGGAAAGAAAUCACAGAUGAUGAUGAUGAUGAUUGGUAGACGACCUUUAGCAACUAAUCCGAUGGACAGAACUGGUGACUUCAUGUUUUGUUUUUGUUUUUUGUUUUUUUUUAAAUGUCUCUUUGUCUAUAUUUUGCCAAGCUUCCCACCCUCUUCCCUCUAUAACUUCCAGUAAGGCUGAGCCAAGAGUAAUUGUUUUUAUGUUUUUUCUUUUUUUAAAUGUGGCAGACCAGUUGAACCACUCCUGGAGCUCUGGGACGUCAGGCUCUGAAAGCAGCAUUCACUGCAGUCUUACUUUGCGCUCAGUUUGCUUUUAAACCUAUUCCUCCAUCAACUUUUUAAAAAAACAAACAAACAAACAAAACAACAAUACUGCCAAUAUUAUAGAAAAAAAAAAAUAUUAAGAGCUCAGUGGCGCCUCUCAUUGGACUGUUGCCAUAGUGACCCCUGGUUGACCAAGAGGCAGGGUGAAUCAGGUUCUGAUGGGACCCUGUUGAGUCCUCAGGAAGUGCUCAGGGCUGCCCUCCUUCCCUCUCUCCUUGUUUCCCCUCUGUGUUCCUGCAGCUUCUGGCCUUCUCUCACCUCCCCGGACGCCCACAUAUCAGCACCUCUCACAGCGACACACUCGCUUCCUGCAUUUGGUCCUUCAAGGGACACGAGGAGGCUCCUCGUAGCCGCUGCGGUGACCUCCAGUCCAUAGCAAACUGUGGUUUUUGUUUUCGAGCAUGUAACACUUUGUUUGAAGGGGUAUGCAUUCAGACUGUAUUUUCUCAGCUUGCAGAAUAAUUUUUGACUAAUGUUCAAAUCUGAUGUCAUGUUCUUUCUUCGCUUCUCGGCCACAACCUCCUGCUACCUGUUCAACUAAAGUGUUACCGCGCAGUGUUUUUGGCAACCAUGAGACCAAGAGAGUGUGGCAGAGAGUGGGACUGUUAAUGUAAGAUCACUGGGGAUGAACUGCAGCACUGGAUCCCAGUGUGUGUGUUCGGGCCUGAGCUCCUCUCCCUUUCCAUUUCCAGGGUUUGUCACAGAGGCUGAAGCAUCGUACAGAAAGUCUGUUGAGACUCUUUUUCAUGAGCUGUACGUGAUGGCUGAGCUUCUGUGGGAAACGUUUAGUUCUCAUCCUCUGGGCAGACUCUGGCAGCCGGUUUGGGAUCCUGAUCCACGUUGAGAGGUCGCUGUGACCUUCAGGGCCUAAGAAUGGUAUCAAAUCUCACACUUUAUGGUUUCUAUUAAUUACGUGUAUGUAUAUAUAAAUAUAUUUGUGUGUUUAUAUUCAAUAUAAAACAUACACACAUCAUUAGCACACACAAAUUGUGCAUGUGUUAAACAUGCCCUGUGUGCUUUGGUUGAAACACACUCGUCAGCUGUGGUUUGCUGUACACUGGAGAAAAAGAGAUGUACUAUUCAUUUUUCCCUACAUGAAUUUAAUCAGUAAUAAACGUUUUAAAGGAAUAAAUAUUUGACACAUAAUGACUGAUCUCAUUUGUCAGUGCUUAACUUUAUUUGAAACCUGUGUUUUUUUUCUUUUUAUU